This is a messenger RNA of Dovyalis caffra, 162 nucleotides long. The record is from the annotation of a GenBank genome assembly. Lineage: Eukaryota; Viridiplantae; Streptophyta; Magnoliopsida; Malpighiales; Salicaceae.
AUGGCAGUCAAUCUUCACAACACACGGUCACUCGCGGCCCUCCAGCCGCCCAUUCAGCCACCAGUACAAAAUUACCACCAGCCACCCGACAGGCCGCCACCAGCUACUUCUUUCAUCUCCAUUCUCCAGUCCUCUCGCAUCUCCCUUUCUUAUUCAAGGUAA